Messenger RNA from Closterium sp. Naga37s-1, 204 nucleotides. NCBI's taxonomy places the organism in Eukaryota, Viridiplantae, Streptophyta, Zygnematophyceae, Desmidiales, Closteriaceae. The record is from the annotation of a GenBank genome assembly.
GUCGGGGUCAGGGGCAGCAGAGCGGAGCUGGGCAUCAAGCGAGCGCAAGUGCAGAAUGAGGUCAGCAACACCGCGGAAACGAGGGAGGUCGGGGAAAAGGAAAGGGCAGCACAAGAACGACCGAGGGACGCAGUGGUCGGGGUGGAGUACCGUUUGACUACCGCGUCGAAAAGGCUCUUGGCUGUCACCUCCAGUUCGAAGUGA